Molecule: messenger RNA, 1001 nt
Organism: Sinocyclocheilus anshuiensis
Lineage: Eukaryota; Metazoa; Chordata; Actinopteri; Cypriniformes; Cyprinidae
Product: dynactin subunit 1-like
Exons: 7
Coding region: 38-775 (245 amino acids)
Source: RefSeq, a predicted model, not a curated record
UCUGCUGAAGAAGAAGGAGAAGGAGUUUGAGGAGACGAUGGACGCGCUGCAAGCUGACAUCGAUCAGCUGGAGUCAGAGAAGGCAGAGCUAAAGCAGAGGAUCAACAACCAAUCACGAGCCGCCGAAGGUUUCCGUGGACCGCAAGCGUCUGGAAUCGCCUCGAUCGUCACGGGAAACGCUGCUGGGGGUGUGAGCGGCGUCUCCGGUGAGGUUCAGGUGGUGGACUCUCCUCUCCUCAAACAGCAGAUCGACGUGCAGCGACUCGCCAUCAAGCAGCUGAAGAGUGAAAACUACAGACUGAAGGCUGAGAAGAUGCGAGCGCAGCUGUCGUCUCUGCCGCCGCUGCAGCCGGUGAACAUGACGAAGGAGGCUCCCGCCGGAUCUCUGUACCGCAGAACUGACCUGCUGCUGAACAACCUGCUGAAGAUGAGCGUCGGCAUCAGAGUCGUCGACAUCAGCGGGAAAACCUCAGCGAGUGCGAGCUCUCAGCUGCUGGAGCAGACGGCCAAGAUGAAGUCUCUGAGCGACGCGCUGGAUAAACUGAAGGCUGAUGUGUCGCAGCACAUCGUUUCGCAGCGGCCUGGAGCUCGUAUGCCGUCUGACUUCGCCACGUUCCCCUCCGCCUCUUUCGUCAAGGCCAAAGUGGAGCAGCAGAUCGGCUCGGUGCUGGUGGGGAAGGUGAUGAUUCCCUGCGCUCGCAGCGUGGAGCAGACACACCGCCUCGUCCUGUCGCAGCAGCAGCUGCAGCGCGUGCAUCGCCUGCUCAUGACGUAAACAAUCCCGCGCUCUCAGGAAACAUCCGGCGCCAAAGACAGCUGCUCAUCUUCUGAAAGCCAUUCAACGCCUAAACACAUCCAUCACGUUUCUCACAUGGGAUAAUACAGCAGUUGUGACUCGGAUCUCACAAUUCUGACUUUUUUUAGUAUUGCGACGCAAUCUCAGAAUUAAAAAGAUAUAAAGCAGAAUUGCAAGAUAUAAACUCAGAAUUCUGACUUUUAUG